AUGCCAUUGCAUUUUCCACACCACCAGCAGGUAAGCUUGUCAUGGCAAGGCAGUCAGGUCGACAGCCAGCACUCCCAACUUCUCUUCCCUGAACUGACGUCACGUGCUGAGGAGGUGGUGGUAGCUGAUCUCAUUGCAGGGUUUGCUGAAGCUCUGGUGGAGCGCCGACUUGAGUUUUGUCUGACAGAAGUGGUCUUUGGGAGGCACAUCAAGAAGGAUCUGAAGCGCCUUGCCUUCAAGAGAGAGACCCACAACUGUCGUCUCACAGGGCUCCAAGUCAACCUUGAACAGAAGCUCUUCGGGCAGCACAUAGCGUCAAAGGUUUUACUGAAGGCAGUUACUGACUUCGUAAACAAGAAGACUCAAAAAAAGCCUCUUGUCCUUUCACUCCAUGGAUUGACAGGAACUGGGAAGAACUUCGUCAGCGAACUCCUAGCCUCCAAUAUCUACAAAAAAGGGAUGUCCAGCAGCUUUGUGCACCAGUUCGUGACCACUCUUCACUUUCCACACAUAAGUAAAAUUGACAUCUACAAAACCCAGCUACAGCAGUGGAUCAAAGGGAAUGUGUCCAGUUGUGAUCGCUCUAUGUUUAUAUUUGAUGAAAUGGACAAGAUGCCCCCUGGACUUAUUGACAGUAUUAAGCCAUUCCUGGAUUACUAUGACAACCAGGAUGGUGUGUCCUAUCGACGCACUAUUUUCAUUUUUCUUAGUAAUGCAGGUGGAGAGACAAUUAAGCAGGUUGCCUUAGAAUUCUGGAAAAAUGGAAAAGAUCGGGAAGAAAUUCAACUGUCAGACCUAGAAGAAAAGCUGUCUCUUGAGGUGUUCAACAACAAGUACAGUGGCAUGUGGCACACCAGCCUGAUUGAUAAAUACCUGAUUGAUUUCUUCAUCCCAUUCCUACCUCUGGAAUACAAACACGUCCACAUGUGUGCCCUGGCAGAGAUGGCCAAUCAGAACAUGGAACCCGACGAAGACAUUGCAGAUGAAGUCGCCAAAGCCAUGAUAUACAGCCCAAAAGAGGAGAGGGUAUUCUCCUCUAAGGGCUGUAAAGAAAUCACAAGCAAACUGGUGCAAGUAGACAAAAAGACAAAAAGACUAGAGGAAUGAUAUGAGUUUACAUUUGGCUUCUUACUUGAAGGAUGCAGAUUUGUCACAUCUGAAGAUCUGCGUGACAAAUGCAGAGGCCAGUUGACCUUG
Molecule: messenger RNA, 1197 nt
Organism: Paramormyrops kingsleyae
Lineage: Eukaryota; Metazoa; Chordata; Actinopteri; Osteoglossiformes; Mormyridae
Source: RefSeq, a predicted model, not a curated record